AUGGACAACUCAUCCGGACCAACGUCGUUCCCACCAACCCUCUCAUACAUAUCCUUCGUAAUAGGGAUAAUAUCCUUCAUAAUCACAGUUCUCAACCUUCUCGCCCUGUACGCCAACUUCCUAGGCACCAUCCGCAGCGCACCGGUCGAGAUCCGAGAUGCCUUGGGGAACCUCCGGGCACAACUGAUGGAGGAACGCGAGGCCCUCCGGCAACAGACACGCGAGCUGCGCAACAGGAAGGCCCAGAUGCGCAGCCAGCGCCCCCUGCACCCAGCCCACGCCGGACGGGCGCGCAGCUCGAGCCGCAACGGGCUCAGCCCGCGGGCAAGCAGCGGGAACCUCCGCGGGCAGGGCGGCUACACGUAUGCUCUUAGUUACUCGGAGCAGACGCUCGGCCUGCACUACCAGACCGUCCGGGACCUGUGGAGGCAGUUCAAGAGCCUGGAGCGGCCGUUCCUCGUGUCGAGCGGGCCGAGGGCCGAGGCGCUGCGGAACAACGACGCGUGGGUGGAGAGGGAGUUUGCCGACGAGAAGGCGCCGCGGGAGGACGUCGAGAUGCACGGGGAGUCCGGGGGAUUCGCGGACUGGUCGGCGGUGUACCGGUGCGACUUUUCCCACCGCUUCAUAUGGUGGCAGAGCAAGUCCGACGUGGUCAAGCUGGCGGACGAGGUGCAGCGGGUGAUGCUGCGCAGGAUGGAGCGGGAGGUCACGUGCAUGCGCAUGAUGCUGAAGCAGCUGCGUGACGGCGGGGAUGGACCAGAGGAGAUCGCGAGCCCGCGGCUGGAUGGCGGAGGAGGAGGAGGAGGAGGAGGCGGAGCGACUACAUCGGGCAGGGCUGGCAGCCGGGGCCCUGUCCCGCUCGGCAUGCGAAGGAGGCCCGCGGCGGAGAACUAUAAUGUCUACGAGUCAUCGGAGUCGAGCGACUCCACGACUGGGCCAAAGUCGCAGCGCCGGCCGGAUGAGAGGGAUCCGAGGGUUCACGUGUCGGAGGUGAGGCAGGGCCGCCCUCCAUCCCGAGCCGGGCCCGAGUUGCGUUACACUGGCGAUGGGUGGAGGCAGGGACAGUUCACCAGAGUUGUCCAGGUGUCUCCUCGGGAGUAUCCCCCGCCGAUACUCGAGCCGCCACGGCCUUCCAGGCCUCGGACACGUUCGGGAUACGAUGGGCCGCCUGGACCACCCUCUCCGUAUGACAGGAGACGGUAA
Molecule: messenger RNA, 1203 nt
Organism: Diaporthe citri
Lineage: Eukaryota; Fungi; Ascomycota; Sordariomycetes; Diaporthales; Diaporthaceae
Exons: 1
Coding region: 1-1203 (400 amino acids)
Source: RefSeq, a predicted model, not a curated record